AUAGUGUUGUGAUGUGGAGUGAACGCUGUGAAAAUGCCAUGACGAAACAUGUACAUAUAUGCCCUUGUCAUAUGCAACUGUUUGGUGAUGGUAUGGGGCCAACAACAGCAAUGUCUGACGGGCACCAUGGACGAGCUGCAAUCCUGGGUCGACCACAAUGGCCGGCUCAAGCCAGAAGGUAACCAAUCUUCUGUAUCUUGCAGUGUAUCGGGGCUGUUUGGUGAUGGUAUGGGGCAACAACAGCAAUGUCUGACGGGCACCAUGGACGAGCUGCAAUCCUGGGUCGACCACAAUGGCCGGCUGAAGCCAGAAGCUCAAACCUCAUCUGUCGACGUCUCCGAGUCAUCACAUCCUGUCGCGACGCUACGCUUAGAGCUCGGGCAGAACGCAAGGGCGCCUAGAGAUAUCAAGGUCCUCAGUAUGGCGCGCUGUGGGCUCACGGAGGUGCCGGAGGUGUUUUCGUUGGAAGAUGCCAACCACAACCGUCUAGCCGACACGAUAGAGUACCUGACGCUGUACGGGAAUAAGUUCGAUGACCUCCAAUCCACGAGCGACAAGUAUGACAGUUUCAUCAACGCCUCUGACGCCAGGGUUCUUGUGCAAGGGAUGGGGUACGACAUUAGAGCAGCACUGUGGCCCGGUGGUCUCAUUGGCACCCGCUUCAAAAACCUCCGUGAAUUGGACUUAAGAGCUUGCGCCAUCACCACCAUAAGCACAGGCACUUUCGAGGGCAUGGAGAAUUUGGAAGCCCUGUAUCUAUCAGAAAACAGUAUACUCAACGUCAACGCCAAAGCGUUCUCGGGCCUUGACAAUUUAAUCCACUUAGAUAUGAGCAGAAACUACUAUUACGAUGAAUACGGAAACCAUAAGGGCUUGAUGCUUGAAUCUUUGGAUGUCAUGGACGAUUUUCAAAAUCUGGUUUCAUUGGAUCUUUCUUUCACACGUCUCUCGCAAAGUAAUUUGAUGAUGUUCAAUAGUUUUGGAAAGUCUUUCCAAAGGCUCUCUCUCUGUGAGACGGGGUUGACGAGGUUACGCAAUGGUAUCUUUAAAAAUACAACGCUUAGAUUCUUAGAUGUUUCUGGAAAUAACGGGAUUUUGAGCGAAUACGGUGUUUUAAGUGGCCUAGAAAACACCCUGGAAGUCUUAUAUGCCGUUAAAAUUGGUUUAGUCCACCUGAACAUGUUUGAAAAAUUUAAACGCUUGGAGAUUCUAAAUGUACAGAAUAAUGAGAUUAGUGUUUUCACACCCGAAGUAGCUAAAACAUUGGAGAAUGUACAGAUAUUGGACUUGAAUAAUAAUAGAUUAACUACAUUUAUAGAUCUUAAGUUCAGUUACAUGCCACGCUUGAAGUAUCUAUCAUUGCGAAAAAACAACAUAAACAUGAUAAACGAAAACAUGACUAAAGAUUUCAAGAAUUUAAGAUAUCUCGGAUUCGCCGAGAACUUUGUCAUUUGCAAUUGCCAAACAAGAGAAUUGUUUGAAAUCGGUUUAAAUGCUGAACGAAAAGCAACAAAGCAAAGUAGGAUCAAUACACAAUAUAAAGAAAGAGGUAAUAUGACAAAGUUUAGCAGUUAUCACACAGGGUUCACAUCUUACAACGAUAUUAUUAAUAAAAGAACUAACGUGAGUAAAUCUUGCGAAGUAGAUAAUGAUUGUGAUGGUAAGAUAUACCGUGAUAAUAUCACCGCAAGGUAUCUGCUAGUCGAUUACAAUCCUUCACUCUAUCAAUGCAUGCAGCUGGUUGGAGGGGCGUACAUGUCAUUUUCUUACCCGAUGGGCUGCGAUGUGUCGCCAAGGGAAGUGGACUUUGACGUGACCAUUGAGAAAAGUUGGAAUAAACUCCUGGCUCUGAUCAUUAUUCCGGCCAUCUUGUUCCCUGUGUUGAUCUUCGUGUAUAUGUUCAGGAAGAAUUUUAGGUAUUUCUGCAUCACGGUCAGGAAUUCUGCACUCCUGAGUAUGAUUAAUCAGGAUUCGGUUAUAGAUGACUCCCGUAUCUUCAACUACGACGUAUUCGUGUCAUAUUGCAACAACGAUCGCGGAUGGAUCCUAGACCAUCUGCUUCCACACUUGGAGACCAACUGCGGAGUCAGUGUGUGUCUGCAUGAGAGAGAUUUCCAGGUGGGCCUCUCAAUCCUGGAGAACAUAGUCUCCUGUAUGGAUCGUUCGCGGAGCAUCAUGCUCAUCAUCUCCAAGGAGUUCCUUCUCAGCCAGUGGUGUCAGUUUGAGAUGCAUCUGGCACAGCACAGGUUAUUAGAAACCCGUCGAGAAGACCUAAUCCUAGUCCUUCUAGAAGAGAUCCCACGCCGCUUGCGGCCCACUACCUUACACUACCUGAUGCUGACCAAGACCUACAUAGUCUACCCGGGUGAGGCCGGCGAUGGGGCCAAGAAGGACUUUUGGCGGAGACUAGGGAGGAGCGUCACUGCCAGGAGGCCGGAUCAUGAGAACGACUCGCUUGCGUAAUUUUACUAACUUUCCACGCGCAUAACGCAUAUACUGGCCGCGUAGCCAAGAUGCCAAUCGCUUACGCUCCGUAGCGAUCAAAACGCAACUGUCACUGUCGCACUAAUAUGGAAGAGUGAUAGAGAGACAUAAUGCUUUUCGUUGUCGAAGCGAUAGCGAUUGUAACCUUGGCUAGGCC
Messenger RNA from Cydia fagiglandana, 2641 nucleotides. RefSeq names its product toll-like receptor 3. Bases 49 to 2463 code for a protein of 804 amino acids. Lineage: Eukaryota; Metazoa; Arthropoda; Insecta; Lepidoptera; Tortricidae. Gene Ontology annotation, molecular function: transmembrane signaling receptor activity; protein binding. The record is from RefSeq and is a predicted model, not a curated record. Gene Ontology annotation, cellular component: plasma membrane. The transcript is spliced from 8 exons. Gene Ontology annotation, biological process: innate immune response; toll-like receptor signaling pathway; inflammatory response.